AUGAAUUCUGUUGAGACCCAGGCUAAGAAGGUUAAUGUGAGGAUUACUAGGUGUGGGUACACUGGGGAAGAUGGUUUCGAGAUUUCUUUCAAGGGGAGACAUGCUGAAGAUAUUGUGGAGAUGAUUCUAAGGCAGCAAGAGGUUAAGAUGGCUGGUCUUGCUGCUAGAGAUAGUUUAAGGUUAGAAGCUGGUUUGUGCUUAUAUGGUCAUGAUAUUAAUGAAGAAACAACACCGGUUGAAGCUGGGCUUACUUGGCUAAUUGGUAAAAGUUUUUAUUACACUUAA
Messenger RNA from Cotesia congregata, 285 nucleotides. The record is from the annotation of a GenBank genome assembly. Lineage: Eukaryota; Metazoa; Arthropoda; Insecta; Hymenoptera; Braconidae.